Molecule: messenger RNA, 829 nt
Organism: Vanrija pseudolonga
Lineage: Eukaryota; Fungi; Basidiomycota; Tremellomycetes; Trichosporonales; Trichosporonaceae
Exons: 5
Coding region: 299-829 (176 amino acids)
Source: RefSeq, a predicted model, not a curated record
CUCAACUUGGUUGCCACCGGUUGGCAACUCUCAUUCGAUUUCGCUCUUCACCUUCAUCAACAUCCUUCGCUUCAAUCAGAGCAACUGUCGUUCAUAGACGUGUCUUCCUCGCCACCCGUACAACCUCUUCGCCUUCCUUCGUUGUUGUCAAGGCUUCCUUGCACAACUUGUCGUCUGCUCGCCUCCAGGAGUUCACCACAUCCAACAUCGUUCUGCACCAAGGCUGGCCUGUCCUUGCCUUCCUCACCUUACUUUACAGAGAAUCUGAACCGGUGUGGCUGCCAUCCACUUUACUACAAUGAACACCUGUCGCCACCAGGCAGCCAGUCGCCCUGAGGUGCCGCCUUUCUUCGUCUGCGUCAGGUACCCCCUCCGAGCGACCCUCUUCGAUCUCCGUGUUGCGGACCUGAAGGCGGCUCACCCGUCUAUCACUGGCAAGGAGGUGUUCGAGGAUCUGCUUCAAAUUGAGGACGGCAAGGACAUAAGCAUUGUGGGUCUCCAGAAGACUGUCAUCGACGACCUUCACCUCAAGUUCGACAGCAAGCUCGAGUCAAUGACUCCCGACGAGGCUGCCAUGGUUAUCCACUCUUUCUGGGCGUGGAGCCUGCCCGAGGACAAUGUUCCCGCCCAGCUCAAGUUCGACCACGACCUUCCGAAGGACGGUCACCUUCGCUACAUUCUCGAGGUGAUCUUCCACUACGACAAGGCCCGCACCACACACUCUAUGGUUUGCGAUGGCUCGAGGAACGGCACCAUUCCUUUCUCGUUCUACAACUCGACCUUCUCCCAGGAGAAGUGUGUGGGAUGCUUCAUGCGUGGCUCGGCGUGA